This is a messenger RNA of Cercospora beticola, 912 nucleotides long. RefSeq lists its product as uncharacterized. NCBI's taxonomy places the organism in Eukaryota, Fungi, Ascomycota, Dothideomycetes, Mycosphaerellales, Mycosphaerellaceae. The record is from RefSeq and is a predicted model, not a curated record. Gene Ontology annotation, molecular function: oxidoreductase activity.
AUGGCACAAAUACUCGGAGACUCGUCUUGCGCGAUUGAAGCCAACAUCAACUAUUACAAUGAGCCUCCUCCCGGCGAGAGACCCCCACCGGUGUUUGUAGGCACUGUUGGGGGCAGACGACAGAAAUGGAACACUCAGCCUAUGCGAGUGACGGACUUGCGAACUGUCGACAGUCACUUCACCAUCCAUGAGAAUGGCUUCCAGUUCGUGAGCUUCCGUUCUAUGGAUGGUGCAAAUUAUGAUUGUUUUGCUACCGACGAGGAGAUCAAAGCAAAAGUCUAUCCCGACGUAAAGGACACGCUUAAAAGAGUUGCGGGAGCUACCGAUGUCUUCAUCUUCAACCAUAUCGUCCGCAAAGAUCCACAUGUCGAAGCUAGUGAAAUCAAAGAAGAAGUGCCAGACGAAGCUCAGGAUCACUCGCAAGGUCCCGCUAUGCUCGCACAUGUGGAUGUGUCCUAUAAAGGCGCCCAAUGCUUCCUGGACGAACUUCGCGUACCAGAAAGUGAAGAACUUCGAGCCAAGGCGCGAAAGCAUAGAUGGGGUAUCAUCAAUCUUUGGAAGCCUCUCAAGACAGUCAAUCGUGACCCGCUCGCUGUCUGCGAUGCUAGCACGGUACCAGAAUCAGACCUUCGACCUGUUGAAUACAUUAUUCCAGCCAAUGAAGAGCAUAGUACUGAGCGGCGUGAGGUAGAGUUGUGGUACGUGGCGCAUAAUCCGAAGCAUAGGUGGUACUGGCCUUCGAAUAUGCGGCCAGAUGAGGCAUUGUUGAUCAAAUGCUUUGACAGUCGAGAGCAAGGAGUGGCGAGAAUGGCGCCUCAUAGCGCCAUCAAAUUGCCGAAUCAACACGGACCGCCAAGGGAGAGCAUCGAGCUGAGAUGUCUCGUCUUCUACAACGAAAGAGCGAGGCUUUGA